Thyridium curvatum is the source of this 852-nucleotide messenger RNA. RefSeq lists its product as uncharacterized. NCBI's taxonomy places the organism in Eukaryota, Fungi, Ascomycota, Sordariomycetes, Thyridiales, Thyridiaceae. The record is from RefSeq and is a predicted model, not a curated record. The coding region runs from base 1 to 852 and encodes 283 amino acids. The transcript has a single exon. Gene Ontology annotation, molecular function: catalytic activity.
AUGGAGAAUACAAACAAAUUCGCUGCCAAAUUCAAGCUAUUGCAUCAGCCCUCGAAGCCGCUGGUGAUACCCAACAUUUGGGACCUCUCGAGCUUGAACGCCGUCGCAUCCCUUAACGCCGGAGAUGACAAUGACAAACCAGUCAAGGCCAUCGCGACCGCGUCGUGGGCCAUUGCUGACUCGAUGGGACUGCGUGACGAGGACCUGACCUUUAAGGACAACAUGGCCGCGAUUGCCCGUCUGGCUCCUUUCGUCCGGGCUGCUGGCCUGCCCUUCUCGGUUGACUUGCAAGAUGGCUACGGAGAUCGGAUUGAAGAAGCGGUCGCAUCUGCGGUAAAGCUAGGCGCAGUGGGCGCCAACAUUGAGGAUAGCAUCCCUUCGGCUGGGUUCGACCAAGGCCUGGAGGGCUCUUUGUACCGGCUUGACGUCCAGGUAGCUCGACUCAAGUCGGCUCUUGAGGCAGCGACAAGGAGUGGCUGCCCGGACUUUGUUCUCAAUGCUCGGUGCGAUGUCUUUUGCCUGAGGCCGGCCUGGGGACCAUCCGACCCGACCGCACUUCACGAAGCUGUGACGCGUGGCCGGGCAUAUCUAGAAGCGGGUGCCACAACGGUCUUCUUCUGGGGUGGCCGCGGCCGUGGACUCACAAGAUCAGAGGUCGAACAUCUGGUCCAGGAACUGGACGGACGUGUUGCAGUCAAGCUCGACGAGCAGGCUGGUGCGCUGGGCUCGGCCGAGCUUGGAGAACUGGGGGUCGCUCGCAUCAGUGUCGGACCUGGUCUCUAUCGUAAGGCGAUGCAAGCUAUUCGGGAGUGGACCCAGAAUAUUCUCUCUGGAGGGAGCAUGGCAACUUAA